Messenger RNA from Cuculus canorus (common cuckoo), 3104 nucleotides. It is a transcript of the gene FKBP10, whose product is annotated as FKBP prolyl isomerase 10. The record is from RefSeq and is a predicted model, not a curated record. The transcript is spliced from 10 exons. Gene Ontology annotation, molecular function: peptidyl-prolyl cis-trans isomerase activity; calcium ion binding. Lineage: Eukaryota; Metazoa; Chordata; Aves; Cuculiformes; Cuculidae. Bases 36 to 1748 code for a protein of 570 amino acids.
CCCCCCCCCCCAUCCCAGCCCGCAUCCGCAGCGCCAUGGCCCCGGGCAGCAGCAUCUUCAUCUUCCUCCUCCUCCUCCUCCUCCUCCUCCUGGGGACCCCGGGGCUGGGCAACCCCGGCCCCUUGGAAGACGUGGUGAUAGAGAGAUAUUAUAUCCCUAAAAUCUGCCUGCGGGAAGUCCAGAUGGGGGAUUUUAUUCGCUACCACUACAAUGGGACCUUUAAAGAUGGCAAAAAGUUUGACUCCAGCUACGACCGAGGGGCCACGGUGGCCGGCGUGGUGGGCGUCGGGCGGCUGAUCACCGGCAUGGACCGGGGGCUGCAGGGCAUGUGCGUCAACGAACGGCGUCACCUCAUCGUACCGCCCCACCUGGGCUACGGCAGCAUCGGCGUGGCGGGGUUGAUCCCCCCAGAUGCCACCUUGUACUUCGACGUUGUCAUGCUGGACAUCUGGAACAAGAAUGACAAGCUGCAGAUCACCACCCUCUCCAAACCGGAGCGCUGCAACCGCACGGUGGAGAACUCGGAUUUCGUGCGAUACCACUACAACGGCACUCUGCUGGAUGGCACUCCCUUCGACUCCAGCUACAGCAAGGACAGCACCUACGACACCUACGUGGGCACCGGCUGGCUGAUCAAGGGCAUGGACCAGGGUCUGCUGGGCAUGUGCGCCGGGGAGAAGAGGAGCAUCAUCAUCCCUCCGUUCCUUGCCUAUGGGGAGAAGGGCUACGGGACUGUGAUCCCACCACAGGCAUCGUUGGUGUUCAGCGUGCUGCUGGUUGACUUCCACAACCCCAAGGAUGGCAUCUUUGUGGAGCACCUGGAGGUGCCCGAGUCCUGCAAGCGCAGGGCUGUGACCGGGGACUUUGUCCGCUACCACUACAAUGGGACGCUCAUGGAUGGGAUGCUCUUCGACUCCAGCUACUCCCGCAAUCACACCUACGACACCUACAUCGGGAAGGGCUACAUCAUCCCCGGCAUGGACCAGGGCUUGCAAGGGGUCUGCGUGGGAGAGAGGCGGCGCGUGGUCGUCCCCCCACACUUAGCCUACGGGGAGAACGGAGCAGGGGACAAAAUUCCUGGCUCAGCCGUGCUCAUCUUUGAUGUCCACAUCAUUGAUUUCCACAACCCUGAGGACCCGGUGGAGAUCGAGACCGUGUACCGGCCCGAGGGCUGCAACGUCACCACCCGGGACAGAGACUUCGUCCGCUACCAUUACAACUGCUCCUUGCUGGAUGGCACCAAGCUCUUCUCCUCCCAUGACUACGAGAAGCCCCAGGAGGUGACGCUGGGGACCAACAAGGUGAUCGAGGGCCUCAACAGUGGCCUCCUCAACAUGUGCGCGGGGGAGAGGAGGGUGCUCAUCAUCCCACCACACCUGGGCCACGGGGAGAGCGGAGCCCGAGGGGUGCCCGGCAGCGCCGUGCUCCGCUUCGAGGUGGAGCUGGUCUCGAUGGAGGAAGGGGUUCCUGAGGGCUACCUCUUCAUCUGGCACGGGGACCCGCCCGAAAACCUCUACGAGCAAAUGGAUCUGAACAAGGAUGGGGAGAUCCCUGCCGACGAGUUCUCCACCUUCAUCAAGACUCAGGUGGCAGAAGGGAAAGGCCGCCUCAUGCCCAGCUCCGACCCAGAGAAAGUAAUCGCUGACAUGUUCAAAAACCAGGACCGCAACCAGGAUGGGAAGAUCACCUCUGAGGAGCUGAAGCUGAAGACAGACGAGGACCAGGAGAAGAUUCAUGAAGAGCUCUGAGGAGCAGACCCUGCUCUCCUCUGGAACACAGGACUCCCACACCAGCUGCCCCAGGAAUCCCCCCCUGCCCCUCCCCAGUCCUCCACGAGGGCAUAUUUUGAUUUUUGUCUCCCUUAUUCUUUAACUGAGGGUAUUUUUUUGACGUGUUCCUCCUGGAUAGGAAGCCUCACCGACCUCCAGGUAAUAAACCCAAGCAAGAAAGUGGGGAAACACCCACAUUCUUGGGAGUCUCAAUACCCCACGGGGUUGGCAGCGCCCACAUUUCCAUGCACUGCCUCUUCCCCCGUGCUCCCUGGCUCUGCAGACGAUACCUCUGCUGCAGAGUGGGACCAAGGAUGCCAGAGCCAGACCCCAAAGCCCUCCUCUGCUCCCAAACUCUGCUUUGCCCCUUCCUUUCAGCUCCCCAAGGAAGGGUUGGGGCAUUGGUGUCCCCCCCCGAGCCCGUUCAUCCUCAGCCAACGACUGCACAUCCCGCUCCAGCCUCAUCGCCUGCAGAAGGGAGGCAGGGGCUUCUCCUCCUCUUCUACCGCAGCAUUUUGGAGUUUAGGGUUGGGGUGUUGUGAGGUGGUUUGUUUUUUUUAAUAUACCCAUAUAAAAAUCCUUUAAAGGAGAAGAGAAAUAAAGAGAAGCCUUUUCUGCUGGUCCCUGCUGCUGCCCCAGCCUCUGCUCCCUGCUGCCAUCCCCCUUGAGAUAAGAGGCUGGAGGGGGCUCAGGUUCCCAGGGUGAGAACCCCAUACCCAUUUCAGACAGCCUGAGCACCCCAAGAUUGCUGGGGUGGGACCUGGCAAACCCCUUGUCAGGCAGGAGAAGGAAAAGAGCUUCUCCCAACCAGGCCCUCAGGGAGCAGCAUCCUCCCCACCUGCAUCUUCUCCAUCCGCAUCCUCCUUAUCCGCAUCCUCCCCGCCCUGCAGUGACAGCUCUCCGUGACUGACAAAAAACCAGCCCGAUUUCAUUUUGAUGACUAAAUGCAGCUAAUUAAACUCGGUGCUGUCAGGUUUACCAGUUGUGAGCAGCACAGCUCCAUCCCCUCCCUAAAAAAAGCUUUCGCAGAGGGUGCCUCGAGGAUGGAGAGAAAAGAAACACAAGCACAGAGCAGCGCAAAAGGGCAGAGCGAACCCCUCAAACGAUGAUGUCGACCUUGCGCCAAAUAAAUCAUUUCUAUUGGUUUCCAAGGAGUUUGCCUUUGUGUCAGUUUACUUUGCCAUGAAAUGUUCCGGCAUGUCUGGGCAUGGACAAGUGGCCGGGAGCGUGGUGCCCAGGGGAUUUCAGACUCCAGCACCCACUGGGGUGGGCAGGAGAGACAGAGCCCAAACCUCAGCAAGGAUGGGCUGUGCUUCAGCUCUUGGGAUACUCCAG